Molecule: messenger RNA, 5129 nt
Organism: Electrophorus electricus (electric eel)
Lineage: Eukaryota; Metazoa; Chordata; Actinopteri; Gymnotiformes; Gymnotidae
Source: RefSeq, a predicted model, not a curated record
CUUAAUCCCGAGGUCGGACAAAAUGCUUAGACACAGGGUUUAUGUAUCAUACAAAAGUACACUUGAAAAUACAUUUGGAAAGUUUCUGAAUGGCUUUUAAGUCAUCAUAAAUCCGCCGUUGGAUUUCAUAACCUUGGCACUGCCUGUUGUUGGGUUGCGGAGAAAAUUUAGCUGUGGACCAUCUCUUGCGGAGAAAGUGAACAGGAGACGCGCUUGCGCCGCGAUCAGACACCGACACCGAGCGGCGACCGCAGUCAUCUCAUCACGCCUUUGGGUGGAGUGGUGCUCGGCGCGUUUGUCGCGUUGCCAGUCGAACCACAUCGGAGAGAACCGUGGAGCUCCACGCUAUGAGCAGCGAUGGCGGAACCCGCGGCAUCGGACACGGCAGCGACGGAGGCAGCAUCCCCGCCCCGCACCCCGGCCCUUUCUCCGGCGGCGAGCCUGGGCUCCGAGCCGCCGUCUGCGGCGCUCUCGCCGUCCGCAGGAGGCACUCAGCGGCUCCUGUUCUCGCACGACCUGGUCUCCGGUGCCCAUCGUGGCUCGUUGCGCUUCGGCCUCGUACGGAUGAUUCACGGUGAGGAGGACUUUGAGGACUCGGAUACGGACGUGGACGGCGACGGCAGAGGCGGCGGGGGAGGAGAAGGCGGCGGCGGCGGCGGCGGCGGUAACUCGGACGCGGAGAGCGGGGCGGCGGACUCACGGACAUGGCCCCUCGGAAGGGGCUUCGUGCGAGUGCAGUGGUACCCCGAGGGGACGAAGCAAGAUGUCCGGGAAACGAAGCUGAAACUUGAAGAUCGAUCCAUUGUGCCUAGAGACUUUGUGCGCAGAAUGAAUUCAAACGACAAGCAGUGCGGCAUCGUGACCAAUAUCAACACAGAAUGCGCCGUGAAGCUGGUCGGGACCAACUGCUGCCUUUACCCUGUAAACAGCCGAGACCUGCAGCACAUCUGGUCCUUCAUGUAUGGCGACUACAUCGUCUACGACUUCUGGCUGGGGAAGGUUUACGACCUCAGCAAUCACAUCGUCCUGAAGCUGUCCAACGGCGCACGGUGUUCCAUGAGCGAAGAAGACGGCGCCAAACUCUACGAUGUUUACCCGCACGUCAGCGACGCGGGGCUGUUCUUCGACGAGGCGUACGGGUUCUACCCGGGUCAGGUCCUGAUUGGGCCGGCUAAGGUCUUUUCCAGCGUGCAGUGGCUGUAUGGGGUGAAGCCCGUUCUCAGCAAGAAGAGCAAGUUCCGUGUGGUGGUGGAGGAGGUCCAGGUGGCGGAGCUCAAGGUGACGUGGAUUACGAAGAGUUACUCCCCGCAAGGCUCCGAUAGCGUCUUCCCCCCACCCUCCACCAUUACACAGGAGAACCUCUGCAGAGUGAAGCGCCUCGGCUACUUCGACCACACACAGCGGCAGCUGGGUGAGAGGGCGCUGUAUGUGUUUCCGGCUAAGGGCGACGCCACCCGCAUCACCUGCGAGGGGCCGGAGGGGUCGCCCGUCCUGCCUGAGGACCCCGUGAUCCGCAAGGUGAAGCGGAUGUUCAAGAAGCACCCCGGGAAGAAGGUGACGGAGAACACGGAGCCGCAUUCCAACAGCAUACACCCUCCGGGGAGGGUGGAGGAGGCAGCAGGCACAGGUACCGCGCACGGACAGACGCAGACGGAUCCGUCGCAACGGUUCUUGGGAAGUCAGUCGACGGCUAACGCAGAGCCCUGGCACGACAGCGCAGACGACGAGCCCUUCUCACGGUGUCCCAACAACGGGCCCGUGCCCCGGCCGCCCGAUGACGGGCCCCAGGUCCAGUGGCCCCACGUCGGGGAGCUAGAGUCGGAUGAGGAGCCAGUGGAGGACACGGACGACACCAGCUCCAUCACGUCCUCGGCCAGCUCCACGGCUUCGCUCCACAGCGCCCCCAGCAGGAGGAAGAGCAUCCCGCUCUCCAUCCGGAACCUGAAGAGGAAGCACAAGAAGAAGAAGACCAAGUUCUCCCGCGAGUUCAAACCGGGAGACAGGGUGGCCGUCGAGGUGGUUUCCACAGUUACCUCGGCCGACGUCAUGUGGAAGGACGGCAGGCUGGAGACGGGAAUCCGCUCCAACGACCUCAUCCCGAUCCAGCACUUGGACAACCAUGAAUUCUGCCCCGGAGACUACGUGGUGGACAAACGCACUCAAGCCACGCAAGACCCGGGCGUGUACGGCGUCAUACAGUCAGGCGACCACAAAGCCCGGACCUGUGCCGUCAAGUGGAUUAAGCUCAGUGCAGCGGGCGACGACGUGGAGCAGGUGAUCGGCGCCGAGGAGGACGUCAGCGUUUAUGACAUCGCCGAUCACCCUGACUUCCACUUCCACACGACAGACAUUGUGAUCAGGAUUGGCAACUCGGACUCCGAGGACUUCAGCAACGAAAGGACUGUGGGUCAGGUCUGCAGAGUGGACGUCAGCAGCAAGGUGGAGGUGGUCUGGGCUGACAACUCAAAAUCUGUCGUCCUGCCCCAGCACCUGUACAAUGUGGAGUCAGAGAUCGAGGAGACGUAUUACGACUCGGCGGAGGGCAGCACCAGCGGCGCCUCCUCCGAGGAGUGGGAGGAUGAGAGCGACAGCUGGGAGACCGACAACGGGCAGGCAGAGGAGGAGGCGCCGGUGGCCUCGCCCGCAGAUGGAGAAGACCCCGGCCCUGGGGCAGUGGAAGGCGUGCCCCCAACGCCUGGUGCCCUCCCCAUUGUCACAGCUAGCACCGACGCGCAGGGCGGGCCCACCACGCCGGACCCGCCUGCAGGUGGAGGCGCGCCCGUGACCGAGGAGAAGCCGGCUAAGGAGACACCGCGGCUGGCCUUUCGUGAGCUCAAGGAGGCCCUGAAGAUCCUGGAGAGCCUGAAGAACAUGACAGUGGAGCAGCUGUGGACGGGCUCCCCCACGUCGCCCACCGCGGAGCCGUCGGCGGCCACGGCUGUCCCUGCGCCACCCGACGCCAAGCCCACCAAGGAGAAGCGCUUCCUGGACGACAUCAAGAAGCUGCAGGAGAACCUGAAGAAGACGCUGGACAACGUGGCCAUCGUGGAGGAGGAGAAGAUGGAGGCGUCGGCGGCGGAGGAAGAACGGGUGGCGGCCCCCACCGAGCCCCAGACGCCCGUGCGCUCCGAGUGGCCCAGCGACACGCCCGUCCUGUGCCAGCAGAGCGGGGGCAAACCUGGCGUCACCUUCACCAGCGCCAAGGGCGAGGUCUUCUCAGUGCUGGAGUGGGCACCAGACACACACUCCUUUAAGAAGAUGGAGUUCCAGCCAGCCGAGGCCAAGAAGUUCUUCAGCACGGUGAGGAAGGAGAUGGCCCUUCUGGCCACAUCGCUGCCGGACGGCAUCAUGGUGAAGACCUUCGAGGACCGCAUGGACCUGUUCUCUGCACUAAUCAAGGGGCCCACGCGUACGCCCUACGAGGACGGCCUCUUCCUGUUCGACAUCCAGCUCCCCAACAUCUACCCUGCCGUGCCGCCCCUCUUCCGCUACCUGUCACAGUGCAGCGGGAGGCUCAACCCCAACCUCUACGACAACGGCAAGGUGUGCGUCAGCCUGCUGGGUACCUGGAUCGGCAAGGGAACUGAGCGGUGGACCAGCAAGUCCAGUCUCCUGCAGGUGCUGAUCUCCAUCCAAGGUCUGAUCCUGGUCAAUGAGCCGUACUAUAAUGAGGCAGGCUUCGACAGCGACCGCGGCCUGCAGGAGGGUUAUGAGAACAGCCGCUGCUACAACGAGAUGGCACUGAUCAAGAUGGUGCAGUCCAUGACGCAGCUGCUCCAGCAGCCGGCAGAGGUCUUCCAGCAGGAGAUCCGCGAGCACUUUGCCACCGGUGGGUGGAGGCUCGUGCACCGCCUGGAGGGCUGGCUGGAGCUGGACGGCUCGGUGGGGGUGGAGCGGGGCCCGCGCCCGGCGGGCGGCCUCCGGGUGGAGCCGCUGGACGAGGUGCCCCAGGCGCUGGCCCACAGCAGCCCGAGCAGGGUGGAGGAGGAGCUGGAGGACUCGGGCCUUGGCACCUCCACCACGGGGAGCGAGGGGCACAGCGGCGGCGGGCUUCCUGGCCCUGCCGCGCGCCAGGACCAGAGCCAGAGCUCCGACUGCGAGGCGGGUGCGGGGCCGGCCGAGAGCUCAGGCUUCGGGGUCCCUCUGCUGCCCCAAGGAGGGAAAACGGUGCCGGAACCCCAGCCGCCCGCCGUCAGACCAAAGAAACGCAGGAAGAGCUACCGCAGCUUCCUCCCGGAGAGGAGCGGCUACCCCGACAUCGGGUUCCCGCUCUUCCCACUGUCCAAGGGCUUCGUGAAGAGCGUGCGAGGCGUCCUGCUGCAGUACCGCGCUGCGCUGGCUGCUGCCGGCCUCCCCAAGUGCACCGACGACAAAUAAGCCCUCUAUCGUUCGGUCCCACACCAUGACCCCCCCCGCCCCCACCCAGAGCUGCACUCAACCCCUUUAAUCCCCUCCGGCCAAUAGCAAGGUCAAGGCCACGCCCACUCUGCUACACUCCCUCUGCUAGCCGAUUAUGUCUCGUCUUUAUAGAUGGACUGUUACCCAGCAGCCUUUGCAAAAUGUUUUGUUGGUUUGCGUGUUAAUUUUUUUUUGUUGCCGAUGCGUGAGGAUUCCAGUUCCUUUCGCUUCCUCUAGCGGCGGAACGCUGGAAAACUUUAGCUUCCGGGGCAUCUCCGCCUUUGUGGCCCGUCCUGCCCCCGACACCUUCCCACCACACCCCCCGAGCCACCCUGCUGUUGCCACGACAGCGACGCCUUCAUCGCUCUGGUCUCUCAGGGAGAUGUACACGCCUGAAACACUCAGAGGAUGAAGACGCUGGUGGUGGAGACGACGAUGGCGAUGAUUCUCGUUUUUGUUUUCCUGAGCAUGAGUAUGACGUCCCGCGUGAGAGCUAUGUCCGGGAGGACGGCUGGAUCUGUUGUGCCAGGGAUCGCUUGCAGGUGCCAUCCUCACCGUGACCAAACUGCCGCGGAACACACACGGACUGCACGGAGCCGGGGUUGCCCCCGGUGACUUUGCCAACUGCCGGCCUUCGAAACACUGGGGUGUUCCCUUGUCAUGACCAGAUGCACCCAGGGCUGAUCGUAGUCCCGUUCUCACUGGAGAAACUACAUCUCCCAGCAUGACGC